Aspergillus thermomutatus is the source of this 1548-nucleotide messenger RNA. RefSeq names its product G protein coupled receptor family protein (gene gprL). The record is from RefSeq and is a predicted model, not a curated record. NCBI's taxonomy places the organism in Eukaryota, Fungi, Ascomycota, Eurotiomycetes, Eurotiales, Aspergillaceae. Bases 1 to 1548 code for a protein of 515 amino acids. Gene Ontology annotation, cellular component: plasma membrane. Gene Ontology annotation, molecular function: G protein-coupled receptor activity. The transcript is spliced from 6 exons. Gene Ontology annotation, biological process: adenylate cyclase-activating G protein-coupled receptor signaling pathway; cell surface receptor signaling pathway.
AUGGAAUCCCCCGCUCCUGAGCCCUUGGCUUCGCUUCAUCUGAGUCGCCAUGGUAUCCACAAUCCACCACUGCCUCCGCAAUACUCGUCCAACGACGAUCGAUGCUAUAGGAAGCCUAUGGGCGUCAUUCUUCGCACCGUGCACUAUGACAAUGACUUUGCAAUAGUACAGGAAUUCUACAAGGAUGGCCGUGUAGAUGUCUUGGAGGGAGCUUGUAUGUCUAGCAUCAGAAAGGCUGAGCUAUCCGAGUUGUUCCAUCGAUCGGCCUAUGGGCCUCGAUUCAGUCUUUUCUUUUUUGCGCCGAGUCUCGGUAGGUUCAUGACGAGGCGGGACCUCAAUGUACGAAGAAAGCAGGCAGCUCAGUCGGCAUCAGCAAUCUGUGUUGACGAUCAUCGAGCGCGUAUGCUCAUGGAGUUUCGCAAACCAAUCAAUCGCUUGAUCUUCUAUGCCUCAUGGGGCAAUAUCAUGUCAAAUGUUGCGACUCUCAUCGAUGAGUCCAGUCUGCAGGGUGGGUCGGAAGGCUCCCUGUGCCAGUUCCAGGCAUUCAUGAUUCAGUGGUUCUUGCCAGCGGACUCUCUGUGGGCGCUCGCCAUGGCUUGCAAUGUGUACCUGGCCUUCUUCAAGCAUUACGAUACCAGGCGUCUAGGGAUGCUCGAGUGGAAGUAUCUGCUUUUCUGUUACGGACUGCCGUUUAUCCCUGCGUUUAUAUAUCUCUUUCUCCGCUCCGAGACGAGGGGAAAGGUAUACGGUGAUUCUGUGUUAUGGUGCUGGGUCUCGUUGCCGUGGGAUUUUCUCCAGAUAGCCCUAUUCUACGGACCAGUCUGGUUCAUUGUCUUGCUCAUCCUCGCCAUCUACAUCCGUGUCGGUUUCACCAUCUGGCAACAAGGACGCGAACUGAGCAAUCUCGCUACGCCAGACUUCGCACAUGCGACAAACACCACCUCGUCGGGGGAUGUUGAACUCCAUCAAAUACUACAACCAGUGCCCCUUGAUAGCUUCCGGCGGGACUCAAACGGAGAGCAGAGCCCUGCUACUUCUGCCCCUACUUCUUCCCAUCUUCACGUUUCUCCCGAGAACUGGUCUACUCAAAGUCACGCCGGUCCCCCAAACGCACCUCCUAGUCCUGCAUGCUCUGCUUCCUCCAAUAUCUCUCCUGGAACCUGGACUAUAGCCAGCCCCCGCAACUACGACCUAGACCACGCCGAUACCCUCCACCAGCCCGAUCCCGGCUCGCACAAUAUCUCGGCCUCCCAAGCGUACUUCAAAUAUGCCGUUCUCUUCUUUGCGGCAUUAAUCGUCACAUGGGUCCCUUCAUCCGCCAACCGGGUUUAUGCGCUUGCCAAGUCCAAUCACUAUGACUUCGGCCUGAGCUGUGCCUCGAGCUUUGCUCUUCCUCUGCAGGGAUUCUGGAAUAGCCUUAUCUAUAUUACCGUGUCUUGGCAGGCGAUUCUGACCUGGUUUCGACAUGUUGGGGCGCAGGCGCGGCGCACUUCGAGUGCUACACUCCGACCUUUGAAAUUUUCCUUGCGUCAUUUGAGUCGGGGUUGA